CUGAAAACAACAUCCACACGAAGAAGAAAAAACAUGGAUCAGUGUAGAAAAGCAUGAGUCUCUUCAAAUAAUCAAAAAGUUUGCUUUAAAAUGCCUUUAGUUGUGUUUUGUGGUUAUCCGUGCAGUGGUAAAACCCGACGAGCACAUGAACUGAAAGAUUACUUGACGCAAAACACAGGCAGAAAGGUUCAUAUUGUCGGAGAUGAAGCUCAAGGAAUUGAUAAGAACGCUGUAUAUGCAGACUCGCAGAAAGAGAAGAAUCUGAGAGGAGAACUGCGAGCUGAAGUUGAGAGGAAAGUCAGUAAAGAUGACAUUGUGAUUCUUGACUCCUUGAAUUACAUUAAAGGUUACAGAUAUGAGCUCUUUUGUCUUAUCAAACAUACACAGACCCCUUUUUGCUUGGUGUACUGUUUAACAUCAGCUGAAGUGAGCUCAGAAUGGAAUAAAGAGAGAGAGGCUGAUUCUCAGUACAGUCAGGAACUUCUUGACGCACUUAUACUGAGAUUUGAAGCCCCUGAUUCAAGGAACAGAUGGGAUAGUCCACUCUUUACUAUUCAAAAAGAGGACACACUUCCAUUUGAAGCCAUCUGUGAUGCACUUUUCAGAAAAAAAGCACCACCGCCUAAUCAGUCAACACAGAGUCAACCACUCUCAUCCACCAAUUUUCUGUAUGAGCUGGACAAAGUUACACAAGACGUCUUAAUGGCUGUUCUUGACUCACAGAAGACGAGCGUGCCUGGGGAUCUUCUAUCUAUUCCUGGAGCUACAGAAAAGAUCGAACUCACGAGAAGUCUAAACAUGGUGGAGCUAAGGAAACUCAGACGUCAGUUCAUCAGUUACACCAAGAUGCAUCCAACGGAGAACAUUGGACAGAUUGCCAAUAUGUUUGUGCAGUAUCUCAAUAAGAGUAUGCACUAAUUGUACUUUUUAAUUGUAGUUAAUGACAUAUUUAUUGUUUUCAAGUUGCUUUUUAACAAUGUUUAUGUUUUAAGUGCAAUAAAAUGUGAAAUCUUUCAAUGCAUGUGAGUAUUCAUAACAGUUCGUAACUGUGCUGUAGUAAUUCUUGCUUAUGAAGUAUGAAGUUUAUAUCCAAGGAUUAUCCAAAAUACACAAAAUUCAUCUAAAAAUACAAUUCAGUACUUUGAUGCAGUUGAAAAGACAUGAUGACCAGAAUUGACUUAAAGUCAAGUCAUCCAUUUAAGCAUCAUUUCACAUGUGCUAACCACUAGGCCCACACAUAAUACAACACAUUUUCCUAAAAAUACAAACAUGCUUCGAAAAGUUUAACUACAUUUAACUGCUUGACUUACUGGCCCAAUCCUAUUAUGCUCAAAAAUACCAAAUGCUUUAUUCGAAAUGGGACACUGUAGUUGUUAAGCACCUCUUUAAAAACGGGAUGAAAAUAAAACCGUAUUAAAUGUUUUAGUAGACCACAUGAAUUGUGGUAUACAAAUCUUGAACCGACUGCAAGGUUUAAAUAAAGCUGCCUGCAUCAUAUACCUACAGAUGUUUUCUCACUCCAUAUG
Messenger RNA from Paramisgurnus dabryanus, 1526 nucleotides. NCBI's taxonomy places the organism in Eukaryota, Metazoa, Chordata, Actinopteri, Cypriniformes, Cobitidae. The record is from RefSeq and is a predicted model, not a curated record.